Rotaria sp. Silwood1 is the source of this 270-nucleotide messenger RNA. Lineage: Eukaryota; Metazoa; Rotifera; Eurotatoria; Philodinida; Philodinidae. The record is from the annotation of a GenBank genome assembly.
AUGUUCUUUUCAAUUAGAUGGGGAACAUCAAUGACAAUAAAUAAUAAUCCUGAUCGAAGUAAUCUUCACAGUCAACAAACAUCAACACUAUCAAAUGAUUUUACACCUGCUCAAAAUGCUGUUCUUAAUCUGUUAAAAACUGUAACAUCAAUGACUGGUUAUAGUGUUACAGAAAUAUGUAAACAAUUAAAACAGUUUAAUGAAUAUCAAGUCAAACAAGCCUUGGAAUUUCUUUCUGGUGAAGGUUACAUUUUGUUCAACAACAGAUGA